AUGAUGUCUUCUUCACUCCUCCUCAUCGCUCCUCCAAAAUCAAUCCCCCCAUCAUCCCUCCCUCAUCCGCUCAUCUUCUCCAUCAAACCCCCAACAAACCCUUUAAUCACAACAGAAACAACGAGAAAACCUCCUCGUCCUCUCACCGUAGCCUCUCCUCCCGCCCCAAAAUCGUCGCGCGCCCUCCUGGACCGCCGCUCCGCCCACAACCGCCUCCGCUUCGUCCGCAAGCUGACCACCCUCCUCCUAUCCAAACCCCACUUCCUCCCCCUCCGCCUCCUCCACGCCGCCUCCCCCUCCUCCUCGUCCGCCUCCCGCCUCCUCUCCGUCUCCCUCGCCCCCGCCGCCUCUCCCUGCUUCUCCCGCACUCACGACCUCCUCCGUCAAGCUGCAGAAGCUUCUCAUGCUCUCCUCUCACCCGCGCUUCUCCUCUCCAAGCUCGUCCACCGCCCCGACCUGGGACUCCCAGCUAACUUUCGCUCCGCAUUUGCAAUUCGCACCCCGACCUCUUUCGAGCCGGUCGAUACAUCCUACGGCCGCGCCCUCGAGCUCGUCUCCUGCGACCCCAACCUCGCCGCCGUGAUGCCCACCCCGUCGACGUUGGCAUCAGACCGGCCCAUAAUUGACCGGCCCCCUAAAUUCAAGAAGGUGAAACUGAGAAGGGGGCUCAAUGUGAAACGGCGGCAUUUGGAUUAUUUGAUUAGAUUUCAGGAAUUGCCGGAGAUUAAUCCGUAUGUGAGGAAACUGGAGGGGGGAAUGAGUGUGGAGGAGAAGGAGAGGAGGGCGUGUGCGUUGGUUAGGGAGUUGCUGGGGAUGACCGUGGAGAAGAGGACGCUUGUGGAUCAUUUGACGCAUUUUAGGAAGGAGUUUGGUUUGCCGAAUAAGCUGAGGGCGAUGCUGAUAAGACAUCCGGAGAUGUUUUAUGUUAGCGUUAAGGGAGAGAGGGAUUCGGUGUUCUUGGUGGAGGCUUAUGAUGAUGGAGGGAAGUUGAUGGUUGAGGAUGAAAUGGUCAGGGUGAAGGAGGAGCUGGAGGAGAGGAGGAUGAGGAGGGCGAGGAGGAGAGGACUUGAUUCUAUUAAUGAAGAUAAGGAUGAGGAUGACGGAGAAGCAGAGGAAGAGGAGUAUUUGGACGAAGGCGAUGAGCUUGGAGCGCUGCUUGAUUCAGGGAUUGGCAAUGAUUGGGAGGAUUUGGGUGAUGGUGGAGGUGAUCUUGGCGAUGAAGAUGGGAAAGAGAUUAUGGAGUUUUGGAGUCUGAAGGGAGCAAAUAAGAGAAGUUGGAGUGAAGAUGGAGAAGGGAGGUUAGAGGUUUGGUAAGACUAGUAAGAUACCACUAGUUGUCUGUAGAGUGUUCUCAGAGGGUAUAUUUUUGCAUGAAUUUUGAUGCCUUUGUGUAUAAGAAGGAAGAAGCUGUGGAUAAAAUGGAAUUGAGUAACAUAACAUGAUUCCGCAAUGAUAUCUUUGAAGCGGUAUGAACAAGAGGAGUAUUAUGACGAGGGUGAUGGGGUGGGAGCUUUGUUUGAAGGCGGGGAUUGGUAACGAUUGGGAGGAUUUUGGUGAUGGUGAAGGUGAUUGUGAUAGUGAAGAGGAAAAAGAGAUUUAUGGAGUCUAAACGGAGCAAAUGAGAGAAGUGGGAGUGAAGGUGAAGAAGAGAGGUUAGAAGUUUGGCAGAAAUAGAGUAUACCUCUAGGUAUUUGUAGCGUGUUCUCUAUGGCAUGUUUUUUUUCUAGUGCUUUGAUGCUUUUGUGUAUGCAAGAACAGAAGUUGUUGAUAAAUGGGGAUUAAGUGAUAAAUAUAUUGUAGAACAUGAAUUCCACAAUGCAA
Messenger RNA from Asparagus officinalis (garden asparagus), 1821 nucleotides. RefSeq lists its product as uncharacterized. Gene Ontology annotation, molecular function: RNA binding. The record is from RefSeq and is a predicted model, not a curated record. Lineage: Eukaryota; Viridiplantae; Streptophyta; Magnoliopsida; Asparagales; Asparagaceae.